AUGGCUCCGGCUGCGUUUUGCAACCUGUUGCCAAGUCACCGAAAAAUGAGCGAUGGGGAUAAGGCUCAAGUGAAUAGCAUGAAGCAAUUUGGAAUCCCUACCUCGAAGAUAAUGGCUUACAUGGCAGGCCAAUCGGGUGGCUACAGCAUGCUUCGGUUUACAAAAAGGGAUUUGUACAACUAUGUUCACAAUCAACGGCGAGCACGAAUCUUGGAUGGGGAUGCAGCUGCAACUAUAAGCUACUUAGAGGGGAAGGCAAAUGCGGACCUUAUGUCAGUCGCCAGAUACACAACGACUGCAGAUAAUCGGUUGGGUAACUUAUUUUGGGUGGACGGUAUCAUGAAAUCCGAUUAUGAGUUGUUUGGUGAUGUCCUUGCAUUUAACGCGACAUACCGUGGGAACAAGUACAAGAAACCUCUGGUGGUGUUCUCUGGGAUAAAUCAUCACAGGCAAACUUGCAUUUUUGGAUUUGCAUUGCUUCAAGAUGAGGAGGUGCGCACUUACAAAUGGGUUCUACUGAACCUUUUGGAUGUCAUGGGUCAAAGAAGACCUAACCUUGUUGUGACGGAUGGGGAUAAGGCAAUGCGUGCUGCCAUUGCGGAGGUAAUGCCUUCAGCCAAGCACAGACUCUGUGCAUGGCAUCUGGAGAAAAAUUGUUUCCAACGGGUAAAGGAAGCUGAAUUUCGGAAAGUAUUCAAAAAGGCUAUCUAUGCAAACUUUGAUGUUGACGAGUUCGAGAGAUAUUGGAGGACCUCAAUUGAGUCUCUCAGUCUAGGCCAAAAUACAUGGGUGCAAUCGACAUAUGACAUUAAAGAGAGUUGGGCAACGGCCUAUCUGAGGGGGACCUUUUGCGCCGGAUAUAGGACAACGUCAAGAUGUGAAGGAAUCAACUCUUUCAUUAAAGCGUUCCUAAAGUCAACGGAUAGCAUUCUUGAACUGGUUCACAGCUUGGACAGGGUCGUGAAAGACUAUCGGAACAAUGAGGUUACUGCACAAUUUUACUCCACUUAUUACACACCUGUGUUAAGUACUGGAUUAGAUGCAAUAGAGUUGUCUGCGUCGAAGCUUUAUACAAGAGCUGUUUUUAGGGAGGUUAAGAAGCAAAUCAAGGGUGUUGCAACGCUAUUGUUUCAGGGAAGGGAGAGCAUCAACACGACCAUUGUCUAUAGCUUUAGUAAAAUGGGUAGACCGGAUCGGGUAUUCAAGGUUCUCUAUGAUCCGAAUGACCGAAAGAUUGAGUGUGAGUGUAAGAUGUGGGACAGUGAUGGCAUACCGUGUUCCCAUAUAUUUUGUGUCAUGAAGUACGAGGGUAUGGAGGAAAUUCCUGAAACACUUGUCCUUAGGCGCUGGUGUAAGAUUGCAAAAGACUGUACAACAUUGAAAACGGGGAAUGAUUCAAGGGAUCAGGCAAGACUGCUGCGAUACAGUGCAUUAUACUUAGCUUUGUCCCAUGUUGUUACACUUGGGUGCGAAGAGGUUGAAGAUUUUGCGCUUGCACAUGAUGCUAUAUCAAACCUGGUUGAUAUAUUGCAACGGCGCCGUGUGGAAAAGGAUGGUAACAAGGUUUUGCCCAACAACAAAUGUGGGGUCAAAGACCCUACGAUGGCAGCUACAAAGGGUGCACCGAAGAGGGGAAAAGCCAAUUUAUGUGCCUCCGAGGAGGAGCCGAAACUGAAGAGGCGUUGCACUAAGUGUGGGGUUCCCGGACAUACAAGAAGAACAUGUGCAGGCCACGAUUUGAAGGCUGUACGAGUGGGAUCAGAAGCAGCAUCAUCAGCUUUCGCCGAGUCUUCUUUUGCCCAUGUAAAAUCCACGGAACGAUCCACGUCAUUACGCAGGGAGGUCCCCUUCGAAGAGGGACCAAAGGUCACAUCUAGCCGUAGCCAAGGAGGUGCACCAUUAGGCAUGACCCCUACUCAAUCGAACGUGUCGCGGUUCGCACCUUCUGGAGGUGGAGGCAAUAUAUUCUUGGGUGGGCAACGCAUAGAUCAUUUUUAUGCAACACCUACGUGUGGACCAACGUCAUCCGUCCCGUGCUAUUCUCCUUCUUUCGUCCCAGGUGUGAUUCAUAGCGGAUCCCAUGGUGCCUCGACAAGUCUUGGUAGCGAGGCAAUUGAGAGGUGGAUUCUGGAGAAUGUAAUUGGUCUAGGGUCUUCGGUGGAAAAGAAUGGUGCUCUUCGAUGA
Molecule: messenger RNA, 2184 nt
Organism: Arachis ipaensis
Lineage: Eukaryota; Viridiplantae; Streptophyta; Magnoliopsida; Fabales; Fabaceae
Product: protein FAR1-RELATED SEQUENCE 5-like
Molecular function (GO): zinc ion binding; nucleic acid binding
Source: RefSeq, a predicted model, not a curated record